Messenger RNA from Coniophora puteana RWD-64-598 SS2, 834 nucleotides. RefSeq lists its product as uncharacterized. The transcript is spliced from 4 exons. NCBI's taxonomy places the organism in Eukaryota, Fungi, Basidiomycota, Agaricomycetes, Boletales, Coniophoraceae. The record is from RefSeq and is a predicted model, not a curated record. The coding region runs from base 1 to 834 and encodes 277 amino acids.
AUGCGCCAACUCGUCCCCUACGAGGACCUCACCACCCCGCCGCCGCCCGCGUCUGGAUCGACGUCAAGCACCCCACUCACGUUCGCAGGUGAGAAACCGCCCUCUGCCCCUCCCGCAAAGAAGCGAAAGAAAACGAACUCCAAGCCCUGGCAGAGACCCCACCCUGAGCACUGGGACGACCCAGCCGCCGGCGCAGGCGACGCGUCCGUGCACAUGGUGUACGACGACGAAGGUGAGCCCACUGGGGUGCACCCGGACUAUGCUGCGGAGGAAGAGGAAGGCGAAAUGGCGGAGGACGAAGAGGAGAGCAGGGAGCUCACCCACAACGAGAUCUGGGAUGACUCUGCGCUCAUCGACGCGUGGAACUCUGCCGCUGCAGAAUACGAGGCGUUCAACGGCAAAGGCAAAAGCUGGAAGGACCAGCCCGUAAAGAAGUCGCCCCUAUGGUACAACGUGCCACCAGACCCUGAAAAGAUCAAAGCACGCCAGGCAAAGGUGAACGCAGCCCCGAUACCAACAGUCGAAGCCGAAACGGACUCUCAACCUAUUGACUUCAACACCUUCGUACCCACCCAUGAUCCAUCGCUUGGGUUCCCAGCACCCGCUCCACCAAUGCAAAACGGGCAGGCGCAGGCUUCUUUCAAUACGCCCAUAAGCCGAGACGAGGCUUUCAACCGUGCACUGAACGCAAUGUACUGGACCGGAUAUUGGACUGCGAUCUACCACUCUCACAGCCAGACGGGGGCGCCCAUCCCGAAUGGUACAGACGAAAUGGACGAGGGAAAGGAAGAGGAAGAGGAAGAAAUUACCGACUUCGUUUCUACUCAGCGCUGA